Messenger RNA from Dichomitus squalens LYAD-421 SS1, 1644 nucleotides. RefSeq lists its product as uncharacterized. NCBI's taxonomy places the organism in Eukaryota, Fungi, Basidiomycota, Agaricomycetes, Polyporales, Polyporaceae. The transcript is spliced from 4 exons. The coding region runs from base 1 to 1644 and encodes 547 amino acids. The record is from RefSeq and is a predicted model, not a curated record.
AUGAUCCCAGGCAUGAGCCAACCGCCAAACCAUACGAGCCCGGUUCAGUCCGACCCGUAUGCCUCCGUACACAGGCAGCAUCAUGGGGCUUAUGGUGUACCCCCGCCCGGUCAUGACGGAUAUGCGCAUCAACCACAUCCGCCACAUCCGCACCACCAUGUCGUCCAAUACGUCCACGGGCCCCCUGGUCACGCCCAGCAAGCUCCUCAUGACAUGAUGUACUCUGUUGAUACCUCCCAGCAGCCGAGCCAAGGUCAUACCCAAGCCCAAGCCGCUCCUCAGGAGGAGGAAGAGGAAGAAGAACCCCUGGAACCCCCACAGCCUGCUGCGAGCACAAAUGGGAAGCGAAAACAACCUGACAGUGCUACAGCCGACGCGGGUGCAAAGAAGCGGCGGGCACGUGUGGCGGGCGCCGCCUCGGGUGCGGGCGAGGACGGCGAAGAGGGGCAGGACUUGGAAGUGGGCCCGAACGGGGGCGCAAAACAUUGGACGGAAGAGGAGAAGACGCGGUUUUUCACGUGGAUGCUGAUGAGCGACGAGCACUGGGACGCGUUCAAAACGAGGAUGAACACUGUGUUCCGCGAGUGCUCAGCCGAGCUGUUUCCUGGACGCAAGUCGUAUACGGCGUUGAAGAGCUGCUACCAUCGCAAUCUUGAAGUCUUCAAGCAGAUCCAUGCCUUCCAGCACUUCUCCGCGAGCCACUUCCGCCAGAUGCAGACUGAAAACCCGCACGUGGAGCAGCCAUCCAUCGAUGCCAUGCUUGAAAUAGCUCGGUCCGCGGGACUCAACGUCGGGAACUUGAAUGUAAAGGUCAUCGAUCGCUGGUACGAAACAGGUUGGUUCAAUCUUUUCAAGAGAAGGUACCGUGAGGACCCGAAGACCGGUCUGCCUACGCCCUACUAUGGACCGCCCGACGCGUCGAUGGAACCCGGCUCUUCCUCUGGUCAUCGCCAGAUGAUGGGCGUACACACGUCGAUCGACCCGCAGCUCAUGGCAAGUCACGGUCUGCAAGCGCAGCCAACGCAGGACUCGCAGUACGCACCCCAGGCAGGCGAGGGCUCGCAGCAGUCUGUCAGCGCGAUGGCGCCGAACGGGUCCUACCCUUAUUCCCCGCCGGCCUCGCAGUCUUCGCACUACCGCGAAGCGGGAUCGAGCAACCUUGGCCAGCCCCCGCAGCCGUUCAAAUACUUGCGGUCACAGAGCGCGCUCCCUCCCAGGAAUCUUCAAGGAACCCCUAGUCGAAGCUCAGGAGCUCCCCUGCUGAAUGGCCAGAGACACUCACCUUUUCGGGACCAGAUACCCGGGGAGCAGUUCGGCGGCGAUCAUCCCAUACAGAUUGCUCAUGCCAUUGCACAGCUCACCGCCGUGACCGAGUCCCUCAUAGGGGUCUGCUCCUCCGUCAAGGAGCUCUUGCAGCAAAAUCUCGAGGAGAGCAAGGCGCGCACGGAGCUGAUGCGCGCCGAAGCUCCUUCGCGAGCGCAGAACGGCGGCGGGAACGGGCAUAAGGGCAAGGAGCGCGAGAAGGAGAUCUCGAUGGAGAAGGUGACGUUCGCGACAGAGAUACUGAAAAACGGACCUCAAAACGAGGAGAUCAAGAAGGCGGCGAUUGAGUGUUUGACGAAGUACCUCAUGCGGGAUUUGUGA